AUGGUACUCCUUUGGCGUUCCCGGAGCUGUAGCACCGAGGUGAUGGAGUCGCCAUGUAGAACGAUGCAACCUUGUUCUUGCUGCAAAUUACUCGUGGCUGAGCUGCCAGCCUCUCCGCCAAGCAUAUUAAUCGUCAAGGUGACGUGCGCCCUGGCAUUGGCGCAGCGUGUUGACGCCCCUUGCAGAGAGAGCGAAUCCGAACCCAGCCUUCUCUUCUUUGCGAGCCCAGUUACAGAACCAAAUAAAACGGUCAGGAGUGGCGCUCUUGUCAUGGACGCGACUCGAGCAUCUCUCCGUGCUGUCUAUGAAUGGGAUUUGCUAGUGCUGCAGGCAGAAAUGUCAGGCGUACGUGUUGAACUUUUCAAACACCAAAGUUCUGGGAACUGCGUCGGGCAGACCUGCCGCCGCUCCUUUGGCGCGGACUCAACACCCGAAUGCGUCUUCAAGUUGCUUGUUCGAGCUGGAAGCGGCAGGCUACAUGUAGCACUUUGGUCAUCCUCAAACCUGCUUCCAGUCAGGAGCAGAUUUUAG
Molecule: messenger RNA, 531 nt
Organism: Phytophthora nicotianae INRA-310
Lineage: Eukaryota; Oomycota; Peronosporomycetes; Peronosporales; Peronosporaceae
Exons: 1
Coding region: 1-531 (176 amino acids)
Source: RefSeq, a predicted model, not a curated record